AUGUCUAACAAGCCUAUUGCGACUGUGAGUGGCCUUCUUCGUGUAUCUCCGCUCGUCAAAGGUGUGAGGGAAGGCGAGGCAAGGAGUAAGGACCUCGUGUGCCUUGUCCUCCGAGAUCUCCUUUCCGCCGAGGCGUCCCUGGCCGGCCUGUCGACCUUUGGCGGCAUCAUGGGGUACACGAUGGCGGGAAGUGUGCCGUCGCUUGCGGGCGGGCUUGGCGUCGGCUCCGUCAUGGCCGUGGCUGCUAUGCGGAUCCACGACGGGCUGCCGUACGGCUACGAGCUUGCUGCUGCUAGCAGUGGGGGACUGGCGAUCCCCAUGAUCAACGUGCUGGCUUUGGAACUCUUAUCAUGUGAGAAUGGCAGAUUCCCUGGUCGACUGAGAUAG
Molecule: messenger RNA, 387 nt
Organism: Trichosporon asahii var. asahii CBS 2479
Lineage: Eukaryota; Fungi; Basidiomycota; Tremellomycetes; Trichosporonales; Trichosporonaceae
Exons: 4
Coding region: 1-387 (128 amino acids)
Cellular component (GO): membrane
Source: RefSeq, a predicted model, not a curated record